GGGGAGAGGGGGCGUUUCUGCCUGUUAAACCUCCCCUCCCCUAGUCCCCCCCCCCCCUUUUUUUAGGGAAGCCGGUCAUCCCGUUAAACGCGGAGGUCCUGCCGCUCUGAGGGAGCCCGGCCUGUGAGGACCAGACGGUCCCAACUCCUGCCUCUGCUGUCAGAAGCAGCAGCCACAGCCGUGGGGCCAGAACAAUUUAGGGAGCUGUGCCCCUUCCCCCAUGUAAAACAGGGAGACUCGGACUGUGUUCGCUAAGAUUUGCUUUAUCCCUCACUUCGUGUGAGCCCGCCGUUAACUUCCAACUUGAAGAGCUGCAGCAUCAAGGUUACUGACUUUCCAUGAUGUUUGGUGGUUAUGAGACCAUAGAAGCGUAUGAGGAUGACCUUUAUCGUGAAGAGUCAUCUAGUGAACUGAGUGUUGAUAGUGAGGUGGAAUUUCAGCUCUACAGCCAAGUUCAUUAUGCCCAAGAUCUUGAAAAUAUCAUUAGAGAGGAAGAACAUGAAGAGAAGAACUCUGGGAAUUCUGAAUCACCCAGUAGUAAACCAAAUCAGAAGAACUUAAUUAUCCUUUCAGAUAGUGAGGUCAUCCAGCUCUCAGAUGGGUCAGAGGUAAUCACUUUGUCUGAUGAAGAUAGUAUUUACAGAUGCAAAAGAAAGAAUUUUAGAGUCCAAGCAAAAGAAAAGACCCAAAGUCCUCCUGCAUCUCUUCAUUCUAAUAAGUUGAGUGAUAAGAAAUGCAAGAGGAAUAUUGAGCAGCCUAAACCUGAAGAGAUGCCAGGUACAAUCCGAGAGGUCAUGAUUAUAGAGGUCAGUUCAAGUGAAGAGGAAGAGAGCACCAUUUCAGAAAGUGAUAAUGUGGAAAACUGGAUGCUGCUGGGAUGUGAAGUUGAUGAUAAAGAUGAUGAUAUCCUUCUCAAUCUUGUGGGAUGUGAAAACUCUGUAAAUGAAGGAGAAGAUGGUGUAAGUUGGUUCAUCAGUGACAAAGAUGCAGAGGCUCAGAUAGUUAAUAAUAGAUCGUCUGGAAGAUGGACCCACCGAUACUACUCAGCCAACAAAAAUGUUACUUGUAGAAAUUGUGACAAAUGUGGCCAUUUAUCGAAAAACUGCCCCCUUCCACAAAAAGUCCGCCCCUGCUGUCUCUGCUCUGAGAGAGGACACCUCCAGUAUGCCUGCCCAGCCCGCUUUUGCUUAGGCUGUUCUUUGCCUAUGUCUUCCACUCACAGAUGUCUUGAAAGAUCAUCCUGGAGAAAGCGAUGUGACCGAUGUGAUAUGAUAGGCCAUUAUGCUGAUGCUUGCCCAGAAAUCUGGAGGCAGUAUCACCUAACGACCAAACCUGGACCACCCAAAAAGCCGAAGACCCCUUCUGGACAAUCAGCCUUAGUGUAUUGCUACAACUGUGGGCAAGAAGGCCAUUAUGGACACGAAUGUACAGAAAGACGAAUGUUUAACCAGACGUUUCCAACAUCUCCAUUCAUCUUCUACUAUGAUGACAAAUAUGAAAUUCGAGAGAGAGAACAGAGAAUAAAACGAAAAGUGAAAGAACUCCAGAAGAAUGGAGAUUUCCCAAGGCAAUUCAAGAGACCUCACAUGGAAGCAGCAGAUAAGAGGCCCCACCAACACAAAAGGAAGAGCCAUGCCUCAUGUAGAAACAACAGGUGGCCUCAAGAAAAGAAAGAAACCCAAAAAGAAAUGAGCAGGAGCAAUAAAGAACGAGAGAAACACAGGAAGGCUGACAGGUGUCAUGAUUUGGAUGAGGACUUCCCCAGAGGCCCAAAACUCCACUCUUCUUCUGGCACUUUCAGAACCCAGAAGGCUCCUAAGUCCUUCCACCACUCAUCGCAUUCUCACAAGCCAAGAGAAGACAAGCUGCCCAGAGAGGGCAAACGGAGCAAGCAUAAGAAAAAGAGCCACUUGGAGGGUGAUGGCAAUGAUAAUUUGUUUCUCAUUAAGCAGAGGAAAAAAAAAUCCAAGUUGUGAGACAGCUUCUGAUCCAGCUUUCCAGUGUUUGGUCUUCAUGCCUAUAACAUCCCAGCAAAAUCUUUAUUAUCUGUGAUUAAAUAAAGUGCAUUUUUGGUUUUGUUUGUAAUCUCAGCCGUGCCUGGAACUGCUGAACAAAGACUGUGGAGAUCUCCAUUCUCUGUGUCCAACAGAUUAUUAAAUGUAGGAGGGGGGAAAAACACACAGAUAUACUCAGACUUCCCCUGCUCCUAUACGUCAUUUUUACUCAGAAUCCUAGGGAUAAGAAGAAAUAAUCUUUUCAAGAAAAAUUUUUUAAAUACUCUAAUAAAGUAAAAGCUCAUCAAAUGUAA
Molecule: messenger RNA, 2308 nt
Organism: Canis lupus familiaris (dog)
Lineage: Eukaryota; Metazoa; Chordata; Mammalia; Carnivora; Canidae
Gene: ZCCHC7
Product: zinc finger CCHC-type containing 7
Exons: 9
Coding region: 339-1976 (545 amino acids)
Molecular function (GO): nucleic acid binding; zinc ion binding
Source: RefSeq, a predicted model, not a curated record